AUGGUGAACAUUCUUGUGGGUUGUACUGGCAGUGUAGCCACAAUAAAGUUACCCCUUUUAGUAAAUGGUUUAAUAGGUCUAAAUCCGGAGAUAAGAGUUCGUGUAGUAGUGACUGAACACUCUAGACAUUUUUUUGAAGAAAACAACUUACCUGCUGAUGUGGAAGUGUUUCAUGAUGCAGAUGAGUGGGCGGUGUGGAAUAAAAGAGGGGACCCAGUUCUACAUAUUGAAUUAAGUAAAUGGGCCGAUAUUUUUCUGAUCGCUCCUUUGGAUGCUAACACUUUGGCCAAAAUUGCAAAUGGUUUGUGUGAUAAUCUUCUCACUUGUAUAGUAAGAGCCUGGGAUCUUAACAAAAAACUUUUCUUUUGUCCUGCUAUGAACACUAAAAUGUACCAACAUCCAAUAACAGCAACCCAAAUCAACACUCUUGAGUCUUGGGGGUACAAAGAAGUUCCUGUUAUCGAAAAAACUCUCAUGUGUGGAGAUACAGGUGCAGGAGCUAUGGCUGAAGUUGAUACCAUUGUCAAGACUGUUCAAGAUUUUGUAAAAUUGUAGAAUUGUUUUUCAUGAAAAUUAUAUAAAAAUAAUGCUAGCGUU
Zophobas morio is the source of this 597-nucleotide messenger RNA. RefSeq names its product phosphopantothenoylcysteine decarboxylase. The record is from RefSeq and is a predicted model, not a curated record. Bases 1 to 555 code for a protein of 184 amino acids. Lineage: Eukaryota; Metazoa; Arthropoda; Insecta; Coleoptera; Tenebrionidae. Gene Ontology annotation, cellular component: phosphopantothenoylcysteine decarboxylase complex. Gene Ontology annotation, molecular function: FMN binding; phosphopantothenoylcysteine decarboxylase activity. Gene Ontology annotation, biological process: coenzyme A biosynthetic process. The transcript is spliced from 3 exons.